AUGUCCAUCUCGUGCUCACGCAGUCUAGCCGACAUCCGCGCUGAACAGGCUGAUAACUUGGAUCGUCUUCGAUCGACACUCGAAACAAUGAAUUUGAAGGAUUUGGUGCCGAUACUUGUAGCUAGGAAUGUGCUAAAAUCGCAUGAAAUGGGAGCUGUGUACGCUAAAGAAUCAACCCAAGCACAAGUUGACGCAUUGAUCGGAUUGUUAAAGACGAAAAACCACUGGGUUGGGCCGAUGACCGAUGCACUUAUCAGGAAUGGGCAGGCUCCCGUAGCGAAACUGCUUCUCCAAAUGCAACAGACCAGUUCGGCUUGA
Molecule: messenger RNA, 318 nt
Organism: Haemonchus placei
Lineage: Eukaryota; Metazoa; Nematoda; Chromadorea; Rhabditida; Trichostrongylidae
Source: the annotation of a GenBank genome assembly